Molecule: messenger RNA, 1083 nt
Organism: Eremothecium cymbalariae DBVPG#7215
Lineage: Eukaryota; Fungi; Ascomycota; Saccharomycetes; Saccharomycetales; Saccharomycetaceae
Gene: MET22
Product: 3'(2'),5'-bisphosphate nucleotidase
Exons: 1
Coding region: 1-1083 (360 amino acids)
Biological process (GO): phosphatidylinositol phosphate biosynthetic process; sulfate assimilation
Molecular function (GO): 3'(2'),5'-bisphosphate nucleotidase activity
Source: RefSeq, a predicted model, not a curated record
AUGGCAUUCGAACGAGAACUAUUAAUUGCUACAGAAGCAGUCAGGAAAGCCUCCUUUCUAACCAAGAAGAUCCAAAGCAAUUUGCUUAACAAUGGCCCAGAUGAUAGUUUUAUUAAGCAAGAUAACUCACCAGUCACCAUUGGUGACUUUGGUGCACAGGCACUAAUCAUUAACGCUAUAAAGUCAAAUUUUCCAACGGAUAAUAUUGUUGCAGAGGAGAACAGUGACGACCUUACUGACGAUUUCGUUGAACAGAUUCUCAAAGAAAUACGUUGCAACGAUGUCCAGUACGAAAAUCAAAUUGCAUCCAAAGGAACCGCUAAAUCAAUCGACUUUACCAAUGAUGAUUUUCCGCUCAGAACUGUCAAAGAUGUUAAGGACACCAUAGAUUUGGGCAACUAUAGUGGCGGCCAGAAAGGUAGGUUCUGGUGUUUAGAUCCUAUAGACGGAACAAAAGGCUUUUUAAGGGGCGCUCAGUACGCUGUAUGUUUAGCUUUAGUUAUUGACGGUGUUGUUCAAUUAGGAGUAAUUGGUUGUCCAAACCUAAAGUUAAAGGAUUAUGGUGGUGUUGAUCUACCCAACUGUGCCGAACUAGGCUACCUAUUCCGCGCUACCGCUGGGCAAGGUGCCUACUAUUCUGUUGCCAUUCAGAACGAAUGGAAUGCUAUCACCGUUAGAGACCUUAAAGAUACUUCGGAAAUAGUAGCAUUGGAAGGUUAUGAAAAGUCUCACUCCUCUCACGAUGAACAAUCCAUCAUUAAAGAAAAACUCCAAAUUACUCGGUCUAUACACUUAGACUCCCAAGUCAAGUACUGCCUCCUUGCUGCCGGCGUAGGUGACUUGUAUCUUCGCCUUCCUUACAACCUUGAAUAUCAAGAAAAGAUUUGGGAUCAUGCAGCAGGAAACAUAAUCGUCCUUGAAGCUGGAGGAAUGCAUUCAGACGCCUGUUUUGGUGUCCCCCUUGAUUUCAGUAAAGGGCGCUACUUAACAACAAAAGGCGUCAUCGCCAGCUGCGGCCCGGCAAACCUCCAUGAAACUGUCCUGUUUGUCUCCUCUGCGUUAGUUCAUUCGAAAUUCACCUAG